Molecule: messenger RNA, 3356 nt
Organism: Neoarius graeffei (lesser salmon catfish)
Lineage: Eukaryota; Metazoa; Chordata; Actinopteri; Siluriformes; Ariidae
Product: Gamma-secretase subunit Aph-1b-like
Exons: 7
Coding region: 440-1201 (253 amino acids)
Biological process (GO): protein processing; Notch receptor processing; Notch signaling pathway
Cellular component (GO): membrane; gamma-secretase complex; endoplasmic reticulum
Molecular function (GO): protein-macromolecule adaptor activity
Source: RefSeq, a predicted model, not a curated record
AACCCGGAAGUACAAAGCAAACAAUCUGCCAAACAAAAGCCUCAGGAAGUCGCAUGCUUUGCUACGAGGGGAAAAAAAGGGGGAAUUCAAGGGUGGGAAGAUGGCACACAAGAAAAAGCGGAUAUGAAAUUGGAUUCAAGGGAUAUUAAUGAAAUCAGAGUGAAAUACUGUCGAUGAUUAAUCGCAGGUUUCUUCCUCGGUCCGUGAGUAACACUGUGGCUGUCGCCUUGGUGGGGUUCCUUCUUAGCAGCCGGUGAAAUGACAUUUUUUCUUGCAUGUCUGCUUUCUUUGUUGUGUUUAAGAGAAGUUUAGCUGUCAUCAGUUAUCGAGGCGUUUACGUGGAGUUGAAAAACUUCAACCCGAGACUGGUUACGUGUUUAAACCCCCUCACAUCUGCACUCGUAUUGCUAACUCGCUAGCUGGAAGUUUGUUUACUACAAUGACUGUGGCGGUGUUUUUCGGCUGUGCUUUUAUAGCAUUCGGCCCUGCUUUCGCCCUUUUUAUUUUCACCAUCGCCAGAGAUCCACUGCGAGUCAUCAUCCUGAUCGCGGGUGCUUUCUUCUGGCUCCUGUCCCUCCUGUUAUCCUCUCUGGUUUGGUUCAUUGCUGUGAAAGCGAGCAAUGCAGACGAUGCCAAGUUACAGAAGGGUCUGCUGGUAUUCGGGGUCGUGUUCUCAGUCCUACUUCAGGAAGUUUUCCGAUUUGCCUACUACAGGCUACUCAGGAAGGCUAAUGAAGGCCUGGUGGCUAUUAGCGAUGAAGAAACGUCACCCAUUUCUGUCCAGCAAAUGGCUUAUGUGGCAGGGCUCGGCUUCGGGAUAAUUAGCGGUGCUUUCUCCAUGAUCAACAUCCUGUCUGACUCUUUGGGCCCAGGUACUGUGGGCAUCUUUGGAGACUCUCAGUACUAUUUUAUCACCUCAGCUCUGAUGACUCUGGCUAUGACAUUGCUGCACACGUUCUGGGGCGUGGUGUUCUUUGAGGGCUGCGAGAAGAGCCGCUGGUGGGUCAUUGCUGUGGUAGUGUGUCUCCAUCUGCUGGUCUCCAGUCUGUCUCUGAUGAACCCGCUGUAUGAAGGCAGUCUGCCUCCUGUGUACCUUCUAACGGUGGCCAUGGCUGUGUGGGCGUUCUUCUCUUCAGGAGGGUCUCUGAACAGCCUCUCCCAGUUCUGCACGCGUAAGAAGACCGAAGCAGCGUCUUCGUAAGGCAGCCGAGUCCUGACCUCGCAGCGAGAUACGGGCAGUUUGUUGGAAGGCUGCAUUCACUGCUUUGAUCGAAGUAACCGAAGCAGCUGGAGCAAGAACAGUAGCAGCAGCCGUCUGUUCUGAUGAUGGCCCUGGGGUUGAACUCGAACCCCCACCAACAGGGCUGCCUUACAGGUUAUAGGACUCUCAGAUCAUGCUCAGUGUAAAUAGCUUGACAUCUUUACACACAUCAGAAUCCAUGCUUUUAAUGAAUUCCUUUGAUCGCGAAGCAAGCAUUUCAGUGUAGUAUUUCACAUAUAGCGCAGUGUUUUUUGUUAAAUCGCAUCGUUUUUGUGUUACUUUUUCUUAUUUUCUCUGGUGAAAGUGUAAUGUAAAUAUUAAAAGUAAGCUUCAGGAGGAUUUUUUUUGCUUUUUUUUCUUAAAUCAAAGGUAGGAGAAAGGGCCUGGGGCUAGACUGUGUCUUCCUUACAGUCUUGAUUUGUCCCAUUUAAACUAGACUGGAAAUAGUUCACUUCUCUAGAAAAGGUAAACGUGAACAUUGAACCUGAAAUAAAUGACUCUAAUGUUAUGUCGAGCCAAAUAUGAUGGAGAGAGAUAAGAUGCAACACUUUUUUCCCCCCCUCCUCUCCAAUGUGUAUUUUACAAAGUUAUUCUUCUCCCUAAAAACACGACCUUUUCACAGUCAUACCACUAUUAAUGCGUUUUGCGUUUGAACUGCAGUACAGCAAACACAUUAGGCCAUGAUCGACUGCAUGGUGUUAAUGCAUCAUCAAAAACCUGGCCAUGAAAGCUGCCACCUGGUUGUUUGUUGUUGAAUGAUAAUGAAUCCAGACUUUAAAGCCAAAUCAAAGCCGUUGGUCUGAUGCAAGCCGGUCCCAGGCAAAUGUCGAGACGUUUCAGCUGCUAAUGCGCCCCCUUAAUAACACUGCACACACCACAGUGGAUCAGCAGUUCAACAAUUUCCUUUUCACACAUUUUAGCGUUCAUUAAUUCAGUGAAUCCUUUGAGCAGAGAGCCUGAUGCUUUUGCUCUGAUCAAACGCCACAUGGAUGGACAUUCCUCCGUUUGAUGAGUUCUACAUUGGGGCAAACGUAUGCAAUGGGAAUGUUCAAAGUAUGUCCUCAGAGGCAGUCCACUGGCAAAUAUGUUGAAUCGUCUACUGUGUAUAUAUACUAAUUAUACAGAAUUAGCGUUGUAAUUUGUGUCUCUUGCAUUAAUUCAUCAAAAUCUGUCUCUACGUGUUCCUCAGCUUUGAGAGUUCGAUUAACAAGUCCGUCUGAACCACUGGUCAGCAGGAGUCAGGAACACGCGUCCUACUUAAUGUAGCAGAGAAUCCACCUGCGUCCUCUUAGGGCCCCCUCCCUCGCAUUUUCUCUACUAACAGACUGUUGAGGGCUUCAUUUUUAAGAUCUCUCAAACUUUUUUCUCUUGUGUAACUGGGUGCAAACAUGUUCCUGUAGACAACAAGCAAUAACAGCUCUUUCUAGCGUUUGGUUCUACCGCUUCAAACACUGGUGCUGGCUUGUGUUAUUUCAGGAAACAUUCUGUGAUUUUGUGUUUUUCAUUUCAAUGUAAUGUUCACUCUCUGUCAUGGAUGAACAAGAGCUUUUUUUUUUUUUUAAAUGCCCAUAUGGUUAUUUAACCAACAUAAUGCUGCUUUGCUCUUUGUGAGAUUAUUUGUUUGAAACUGUUUGACUUUCCACUGGAUUUGUUUCGCCGCUCAAAGAACAGGUUCCAGACCAGCACGCUGAUAACAUGUGUCCAUAAUCACAUCUGUCAUGGUUGUAAUAUAAAUCUGUGCCAUUUAAAGAAGAGGGUUUUUUUGUUUUGUUUUUUUGUUAGUAGAACUAUUCAUUAAGGUACGUCGUGAGCCUGAACGGAUUUUAGUGAUUUUGAUUUCUCCAAUUUUAUUUUGGCACAGCCAUUUUGUACCUGGCUAACUGGUACCACAUCAUACAACAGUACAGCCUUUGUCUCAGGACUCACUGUGUAAUUAAGAACAAGCAACCUGAUGUUCUGGACUAGUCCAAGGCAGCUUCAUCUUUCUGAGGCACAGCUGGAUUUUAAUAGCUACCUAGAACAUAUCAUCUCUCUGGGCAUUUCUCAGUCCUAAAUAAAAAGCCACCUUCAGUAUGCACCAAGUUCAGCAGAAGAA